UGAUAAGGAAUUGACGCGUCGUAAAUUUUGACGUUUAUCAUACUGAUUUUUUUUCCUAUUUUUGUAGUAUCGUUUUAUUUUCUACAAUGAUUUUGAUAUAAUGGCACAAGAAAUCAAAAGAAUUUCUCCAUCCAUUCACAGAAAGCCUUCACCGUCAAACAUGGAAAAGGGAAAAGUAACUUAUUGCACAGAUUUGGAGAAAUCUGUGAUCAUCAGCAACUUCGAGCGACGAGGAUGGGUCCAGGUAGGCCCAGAAGAUGAAUGGAAUUUUUACUGGUCUUUCACUCAAAACUGCCGCAACAUUUUUAGUAUCGAAAGUGGGUACAGAAUGAACGACAACCAAAUGAUAAAUCACUUCCCUAACCACUACGAGCUGUCUCGUAAAGAUUUAUUAGUAAAAAAUAUCAAAAGAUACAGAAAAGAACUUGAAAGGGAAGGCAAUCCUUUAGCUGAAAAAACGGAUUUGGUGCUCCCAAGCGGGCAAGUUGUCUCGCGAUAUUUACAUUUAGAUUUUAUACCAGUCACUUACGUUUUGCCUGCCGACUACAAUAUGUUUGUCGAAGAAUACAGAAAGUCUCCGCAAAGUACGUGGAUCAUGAAGCCUUGUGGAAAAUCUCAAGGGGCGGGAAUUUUCUUGAUCAAUAAACUUUCCAAACUGAAAAAGUGGUCGCGGGAAGCGAAAACUCCUUUCCAUCCUCAACUCAGCAACAAAGAAAGUUAUGUAAUAUCUCGAUACAUCGACAACCCUCUUUUGAUUGGCGGCAAGAAAUUUGAUCUGAGACUUUAUGUACUCGUGACAUCGUUUCGACCACUGAAAGCGUAUCUGUUUCGACAUGGCUUCUGCAGAUUUUGUACAGUGAAAUAUGACACUAGCGUUACUGAACUCGAUAACAUGUACGUGCAUUUAACGAAUGUCAGCGUUCAAAAACACGGAGGGGAUUACAACAGCUUACACGGCGGGAAAAUGAGUAUUCAGAAUUUUCGCUUUUAUUUAGAAGGGACUAGAGGACGGGCUGUUACCGAAAAGCUAUUUGCAGACAUGCAAUGGUUGAUUGUUCAUUCACUCAAAGCGGUAGCUCCCGUAAUGGCCAAUGAUAGGCAUUGCUUCGAAUGCUAUGGCUACGACAUUAUAAUUGACAAUACUCUGAAACCUUGGCUAGUGGAAGUAAACGCUUCGCCAUCUCUGCAAUCGACGACUCAUAAUGACAGAAUACUAAAGUACAAAUUGAUUGAUAAUAUUUUCUCAGUUGUCGUGCCCCCUGACGGGAUUCCCGAUGCUAGAUGGAAUAAAAUACCUACUACCGAAGCGCUUGGAGACUUUGAUCUACUAAUCGAUGAAGACCUUAUGGAAAAAGAAGACAUGAAUACGCGUUUUUGUAAAUUUCAACGAGUCAAGCAAUAAUUCUUUGAUUUAUAUUUAGUUAAUAUUGUACUGAAAAUCAAUUAAUAAAAAUAUUUUCAGCUUAUUAUAUUUAUAUCAAAUUUCA
This is a messenger RNA of Bombyx mori (domestic silkworm), 1487 nucleotides long. RefSeq names its product polyglutamylase complex subunit TTLL1. Gene Ontology annotation, cellular component: cilium. NCBI's taxonomy places the organism in Eukaryota, Metazoa, Arthropoda, Insecta, Lepidoptera, Bombycidae. The record is from RefSeq and is a predicted model, not a curated record. Bases 101 to 1402 code for a protein of 433 amino acids. Gene Ontology annotation, molecular function: tubulin-glutamic acid ligase activity; tubulin binding. Gene Ontology annotation, biological process: protein polyglutamylation; microtubule cytoskeleton organization. The transcript has a single exon.